CCCUCAGAAGCAGCAGAAAACGGAGAAGAAGUUUCCCGAGAGCAUAGAAAAGCCUGAAGAAGUUUCCCGAGAGCAUAGAACAGCCGCCUCCCAGUAUUCAGUCUGGUUACGUAAGCCGCCGUUUUUCCAAGAGCUUUCCCUAUUUAAUCUCAACUUCUGUGGAAAACCCAAAUCAUUAUCUGCAACUUCUGUGCAAUACCCAAAUCAUUAUCUGCAAGCCCAGAGUGUAUACUCAUAAUUUGUUGCUCUUACGGAGUCAGCAGAGUUUGGGUUAAAAUGGCGUUUGGACUAGUAAAAUCAUUUGCUUUCUUUCUAAUGCUGCUAAAUUUCUGUAUGUAUGUCAUUGUGGCCUCUAUUGCAGGUUGGGCUCUGAAUAAGGCCAUCGAUCAUGACUAUGUCACUGCUCCAGGAGGUGUGCCUGCUGGGUACACAUUUAAGCCAUUGGAUUUCUCAAUAGGAAAUGAGGCCACUGGUUUUCUGGUGAUUUUUGCUCUGUUAGCUGGUGUUGUGGGAGCUGGGUCCUGUCUUUCAGGGCUUCAUCAUCUGAGGGUAUGGACUGCAGAGAGCUUGGCUUCCAGUGCUUCAGCAGCCAUGACAGCUUGGGCUAUCACUCUUAUUGCCAUGGGGUUGGCAUGCAAGGAGAUUCAUAUUCAUGGCAGAAGCCCAAAGCUGAUAACCUUGGAAUCUUUUCUCAUUAUUCUAUCUGGAACAAAAUUGUUGUAUAUCAUGCUCAUCCAUGCUGGAUUCUUUGGUGGAAAAUAUUACACUUACAGAGACACCUAUACCACCACCACUACAGCUGAACCUCAGAAAGGAAGAGGAGCUGCAUCAUCAGAAGUAUAAUUAAAGCCCAAAAGGAAAAAAAUAAAAACAUCUGCAAUGUAUAGAAUGUUUUUUUAUAGUUUUGCAUCAAUGCCUUUGCAGUCAUUUAUGACUAAUAAGUUGUACAGAUAUUGUGUAUCUAGCGUUUGCUCUUCUGUAGAAGCAUAAUAUUUAAGAGUUUGGUAAAAGCUCUGGAAGCUUUUGUUUGGCCUUACCUAAUGUAAGGUAGUUACAAGUAGUAUUCAUUGUCAUAAUCAGCACUGUUCUUGCGUUUGUAUUGUAAUGUGAGAUAUUUCUAUUAUAAUAAAAGAAAUGAAUUACUGUA
Molecule: messenger RNA, 1147 nt
Organism: Cryptomeria japonica (Japanese cedar)
Lineage: Eukaryota; Viridiplantae; Streptophyta; Pinopsida; Cupressales; Cupressaceae
Product: membrane protein PM19L
Exons: 4
Coding region: 277-843 (188 amino acids)
Source: RefSeq, a predicted model, not a curated record